Messenger RNA from Drosophila ananassae, 3557 nucleotides. RefSeq lists its product as uncharacterized. Bases 2467 to 3417 code for a protein of 316 amino acids. The record is from RefSeq and is a predicted model, not a curated record. Lineage: Eukaryota; Metazoa; Arthropoda; Insecta; Diptera; Drosophilidae. Gene Ontology annotation, molecular function: carbohydrate binding. The transcript is spliced from 4 exons.
GUUCCGAGACGCGACAAGUGCAUAUAGUGCCUCCCCAAGAGCCCCACUCUCAAGACCCACAUUAUCCCUCCGAUCAGUGCCUACGUGUAACCAAUGUGAUGGAGCUCCCACGGAAAAGACACCCCACGGAAACGAGGGGCAGCGAAUUACUUGGGCCAAGGGAAUUCAAACUGUGAUCGCAAUGCUAGAAGUUUGUUCGUUUGGCUUAAGUUAUUUUCAUGUCCGUUGCAAACGCCACGUGGUGGAGAUCGCUCCAGCUCCAAGCCGAUAUCCUCGAGGAAGUGUUCCAGCCAUGACACAAAGUGGAACCAAUCCAAUUAUUUGCGCACGUCAUCAGCCAGGGCAGGUGAGGAUCGGCGACAAAUCUGAACACCUGAAUCGGGGGGAAACACAAACACACUCGACAAAGUAGAUCAGAAAUGGCUCUUUCUGCGGAGCGAAUGGGAAUCGGAUCGGCCUGAUAGUGACACUGAUACCGAUACUAAACCAAAACGGACUCUCUCCCAUCCCCCAAAGAAAAAAAAGACGCCACCGUGGUAGUGAAACAGGUACCUCCGUAAUCAAGCCGGCUGAUUACCGAUCGCUGGCAUAUUCGGCUUCCGUUUGGCUUUCGUUCGGCGGUUCUGGGUUCGGACCCCUGCUCGGAGUCGGAGUCGGAAUCGGGAAUGGAGAACCGGGAGGCCGUAAAGCUAUUAUCAUUAUAUUGCUUGUACGAUUUGCGGAUCCGACGUCGCCAGUCCCCCGACCGUAAAAUCUGAUUUCUGUAGACGUGUCGUCGUUCGCCUCGAACGGAUUCGAUAUGGUUGGGGAAAAUGACUUGGGAACGAGAUAAGACCCCGACCAGAAAAUAGAAGAGAAUCACCAAUAUUCAGGUGGGGUGAGAGAUGCAGAGGGGCACGGGGGAGGUGGCAAUGUAGGUGGAGGUGGAGAAGGAGAGGGACAACGUGGCACCCACCUCCUUCCAGUCGAAAACGAAACUGAUAAUUGUGCAACGUACACAAACCUUGCUCGCAUUGCUCCACUUGCUUUCGGUUAUCAGUUGGAGUGACAAGCGGAAAUUAAAGUUGAAAUCGACACGAUUACUUCAUUAGUUCUGUUUGGAAAUGGUCUGUACGGCGGGAGCUACUCCCACGAUCGGGUGGGUCGAGGGCUAGAGGUCAGGCGGCAUUCGGCAGGUGGCAGGUGGCAGGUGGCAGAUGGCAGGAGUUGACAAGGUCACCCUUCAGUAUGUUUGCAUUCGGCUGUCGGAGCCGAUUGAUGGAUUGGAUUGUCAGUGGCCAUAACUAACCAAUUAGCGAUUCGCCAUUCGUAGCAGGCAAAGCCAGGCACCUCCUGGCUGGAAAGGGGGAUGGAGGCUCCUGAAGUUGCUGGCCUCCAAGGUGAAACGCAAUCCAAAAUAGGCGAGCUGAGUCAAGUCAAAUUAAGCCGAAGACUUGGACCCAAUUGGAUCAGGUGCAAGCGACACGGACAGUGACUGCCGGCUAAGCGAAACAAACGGAGGCCACGUAGUCGAGGUGCCUUCGCCAGGUGAGCUGUGGAGCCAGUAGGAGAAGAUAGUUGCGUCCCUAGCAGGACUGUGGCAGGACGAGUGGAACCCUGAGGAGAUGUCAUUGGUUUGGACAUGGACGUAAGCGAAAGGUGUAGACGCAGACAGAGACGGAGACAGAACUUCAGCGAAUAUGCCAAGGUACGUCAAAAGAAAUGAAUUACCCGAACUGGAGCCUAACGGGGAUGAGGGAUGGGGCCUGUGGAAGAGUGCUCCAGGAGGAGGCAGAGGCCCAGACCCCAAGUCGCACUUUACUGCAAAUGCAAAAACUUUAGACAGGGAAUCAAUUGUUGUUGCCUUGUUUUAUUUCGCCCCAAGACACGCAACAACAAUGGAGCAAUCCAGCCAUGGGAGGCUAAGAUGGAGGGCACUGCGAGAAAAUCUAGAUCUCCCGGUCUAAAGGGAAAGUGCCAUACACUUACUACUAGUAAUCUACCUCUUCUAACACUCAGAUUUCUCUCCGUGUAGCCAGUAACUAGCAACAAAUGGGCAGUCGGCAGUUGGGGGCGUGACAGCAACCGUGAAAAGAACUCGAGGAUGACAGUUAUGGGUUACAAAGGCAAGGAUUGAAUCAAAUAAAUAAACGCGCAAGGUUCUCCUCGUCAUGGCGCGAGGUUCAGUGGGUCGGAUCGGGGGUUGUGCCAGGGAUUUAUAUGGGAUUCGAUUGAACGGGUUGUGUGGGAGGGGAUUCGACGGGGGUAACCUUACCACGUCCACGUCCAUGUCAAGUUUGCAUGCGGCUGCAGGUAAUUCCUCAUUUCACCCGCUUUACAUAAUCACAACAAAUGAACGAGGAAAGCGACGGAUGGCGAAUCUAUUAGCAUAAGGGCGCAUAAAACGGCGCCGCCGGAGUCGGACUGGGCGGAUUCGGAUACGGAUUCGGAAUCCUCCAGUCAGUUGCAGUGGAGCCGCGAGUCGCGAUGAACGUGUGGAAAGCAAAGGUGCUCACGGAGGUCCCCUUCGGCCAUGUUUUAAUCGUCAGUGGACGCGUCAAGCCGCAUCCCAAUAAAAUUUCCCUCGACCUCACAGACAAUGUGAACGCGCACAAUGAAAGUGAAACCGUGUUCCUCAAGAUCGAGGCCAACUUCCGCGAGGGCCAGAUCAUCCGAAGCAUGUUCCAGCCGGGCGAGGGCUGGCAGCAGGAGGAGAUAUCCAAGAACUGGAAGAGCGACGGGCCCAAGAAUCCUCUGCAGCCGGGCCAGAGCUUCACCUUCCGGGUAGCCGUGCUGCAGCGCUGCUUCGAGAUCUACGUGAACGACCAGUUGUAUGGGUCCUUUGAGUUCGUCAAGUUUCCCAAGCAGAUCAACUAUGUGCGGGCCUACGGGGACUUUGAGAAGAUAACCCAGUUCCACCACCGCAUGCUCUUCCCUCUGGUCUUCCCCCGGACGCUGAUGUGCCCGGAUAAGGUGGCCUUCCAGAGCGACGUACCAAGGCGGUACGAAACUGGCACUGUGGUGGCCAUGGAGUGCAUUGCCAAGGGUCCGCCCACCUCGGAGUUCUCCAUCUGUUUCCAGUGCAACGACACUGGCAGAACCGUGCUCCGGUUCCACGUUAACUUUGACCGGACCACGGUCUCCAGGAGCUAUCAGAGAGAUGACAACAGUUUCGCCCCCGAUGACGAGGAGACCGAGGGCGAGUUUCCGUUCGUGCGGGGCAAGCUCUUCAAGAUAGCCUUCGGACUCGGAGACCGUGCCUUCUUAAUCGCCGUGAACGGGCAGUACUUCACCUACUACAACUUCCCGGGACGACCGUUCUCCAUUUCCACGCUCAAGUGCUUCAGCAACGAUGUGGGCGACUUUGCGGUUCGCAGCCUGGAGUACCACUCGGACUCCCCGCUCUUGGCCCGCGUGGAGAAGCUAUCCAUUAUCUGAGGGGAUUGAUUUUCCGGAUUGUAGUAGAAUGCGCUUUGUUGAAUCGUUGGCUUUGAGAGCACCCUAUAGAGCACCAGUUAACUUCUUCUUGUGAGCAUCCAAAUAAAGAAAAUCAGCUCUUCCCUUCUCCGUGAACUAAA